Molecule: messenger RNA, 1739 nt
Organism: Teleopsis dalmanni
Lineage: Eukaryota; Metazoa; Arthropoda; Insecta; Diptera; Diopsidae
Product: tektin-3-like
Exons: 6
Coding region: 117-1637 (506 amino acids)
Biological process (GO): cilium movement involved in cell motility
Source: RefSeq, a predicted model, not a curated record
UUUCGGAAUUGAAUUUUAAAACACAACAAAUGUAGAAUUGAUUUCAGUCACAAUAUUUACGAAAAUUUUGAGUUUUUAUUGCUUUACACUUAUUUGGCCCGUUAAUCAAAAUCACAAUGGCAGCACCAAAGGAAACUGUAAUGUAUUCACAAUUGCAGCCAUGGAGCACAGCUGGCGCCCCACCAUGCAUGGAACCCGUGGUUGGUCCACCAGUGCCGCCGCGUGUCGGUAUUUCGUAUCAGACCACCCAACGUCAUCCAUGGCGACCGGCACUGGCCUACGAAAUGAUGGAGGUUCAAAAUUUACCAGAACAACCUGUCACAAAUCAAAUGAUGCAACCUUGCUUUGUACCUGAUGGUAUGUCUACAAAUCCCAUAAUAUUUCCGAAUUUAGUUACAGGUUUCGAUCGUAAUCCUCAACAUGCGGCUAGAGCUGCUCUGUACACGCGUUACACUGGCACUGAGUGGAUCAAUAAUAAUCUCAGCAAAUAUGCCGAGGCAAAUAUUAAUCGACAUCAAUCGGAAAGUUUGCGCAAUGAUGCAGUGCGUUUGAUGCGUGAGACUGAUGAGAAAGUUGCACAAGGUCAACGCGAGGCUGGUAGACGUAUUGGAGAGCGUAUAACUGAUGUGACUUUCUGGCGUAAUGAAUUGAAUACUGAAUUGGAGAAACUUGUCUUUGAGUCAUCUGCUUUUACGGAGCUGAAACGUAAGUGCGCUAAAGCUAUGUUGGGUCUGGAAGCACCACUGCAUAUAGCGCAAGAAUGUCUCUAUCAUCGUGAAGGACGUGAAGGUAUAGAAAAAGUGCAUGACUCCGUGGAAAAAGCUUUGCUUGUGGAAAUAGAAAACUUGCGCAAUUCCAGAGAUAAAUUGAAUGAACUUCACGGAAAGAUCACUCAGCAAGCGAAUGAUUGUCGAGCUGCUCAGCAUUUAUUGGAAGAAGACGUGACUUUUAAGGAAUCAACACUUGGUAUUGAUUCAGUGUGUCAUCAACUUAAUAACUACAGUCGUGGUAUUACCUAUUAUGGAGGCAUUGAAAAAUAUGAUCCCAGCAUAAGCACACAGGAGUCCUGGGCAGAGGCAACCAGUCAACGCGUUAGCCGUUCACAAGCUGAACGUGCUAAGCUGACACAACUGAGAAGCGAUGCAGAAACCACUGUUAAUGGCAUUGCAUCUGCACUUUGGGAUUACUGGAGUCGUACGAAUAAUGCUCUAGAUCGCCGCUGUCAGGAAAUGGCUGAAUCCAAAAACAGAAUACAAAAUCAUUUGCAAAAAACCCAACAGGAGCUGUUCGAUUUGGAGAAGUUCUUAUUUUUGUUACAAAAGGCUAUACAGGAUAAGUCGAAACCUUUACAAGUUGCACAGACACGUCUCGAAGCCCGUUCUCAUCGUCAAGGUCUGGAGCUGUGCAAGGACUUUGCACAGUUACGUCUAAUAAGAGAGGUACAAGAUAUUCAGGGCACCGUUAAUCAAUUGCACAAGAAACUACAGGAAGCCGAGGCUCAACAUCAGAGUUUAUUGAAAACUCGUUCCAUGCUUGAAUCGGACUUGAAGCGCAAAGUUAAUGCUCUCUUUAUUGAUCGCGAAAAAUGCAUGGGGUUGCGUCGGUCCUUCCCUGUGGACACUUUAAUUAAAUACUAAAAUUUUAGCGUGGUUAAAAUUAUGGACAAUAUAAGUUAAAUUUAUGUACAUACUUUACGUGAACUUAAAAUACACUAGAAAAAUUAUACUGUUAAAAUGUGA